CCCCCCCUCCUCUCCCUUCUCUGCCAUUGAGUCUUGCCUUCCCACCUGGUGGAGAUACGGACGCUAUGCACCGCAUGGGUUUUAAACUAAAGGCAAGAUGGACUCCCGGAACGAAUCAGGGAUCAGUCUAAAAUGUAUAUUGUCCGCUUUGAAGCAGGGGCGCAGUCAUCCAGAACAGAUUUCUCAGAGCGUUUCUCUCACAUGACGGAUGGCUCUGGCAUUUCUAACAUUUUACACUCAAAUAGCAGCUCUUAAAUCUUACUUACAACAUCUUUAAUAUAGUACCCCUUUCAUUUAAUUUCCAUGGACAACAAUGUAACUUCUGGAAAAACAAUCGAUAAUAACUGGACUACUGAAAAAUAAUCUUUUCCUUUCUGGCACAGCCAAAUCGUGCUUUAAUGUGAUAUAAUAAAGCAGCAAGGAAUCUGAACAAAGGAAAUAAUUUCCUUGAAUAUGUUGAUUAUUUUGAUGAUAUAAUAAUCAACAUAUUGAUGAUUUUGGCGUUCAUAAACAUGUGUUAUUUUUCAUCCGUCUAUAUUUAUGAAUUCAAAUGAUCAAUAUUCAGGUUCUUUGCCUUAAUCUGUGACCCAAGCAUGACUUCAGUAUUGAACAACCUCAUUGCACUAUGAAAAAAGGAUAUGAAACUUUGGUCGGAACUCACAUUUCUCAUUUUCUGACUCAUACGUGCAGAUAAAGCUAGUUUAUUAAACCCCACUCAAAGUCACAAUGUCUCUCAGCCUUGAGAGACAUUCAGAUGAACUAAAUAUCGGUGCCACUGCAGUCUAGGAGAUGGCAUCGAACCUGGCGGCUAGAUGAACACAGCCACCAUGAUCCAGCCAUUGUGAGAAGAGGGCAGCUGCUGAAACAACCAACAUUUUACUUCAACUGCCAAACAUGACGCUACAACGUACCAACGUCAAAUGCACCAAAAUGUACAAAACCCUCCUUCCCUCCUGAACAGUCCAAGAGUGACUUAUAAUCAGGGCUCAAGCUAGGGUGGAAGUGAUCCACCCAGUCAGGGUUGCGUCUCCACUCGCUCUCUAUCCGCCGGUCGUCAAAUCCACCAUGAUUUCUUUCCAAGACUUGUGGCCAUGAAACCCGGUGCCCUCUACAGAAGCGUACGGCUAGCCGUGGCUAGAAUGUUCGUCCUCAUCUUCUACAACUAGGCCGCGGGUCGAGUAGCCACCAGAGCAUGGAGGGACACCCCCCCUCGAACACCCCCCUGACGGUACUGCUGGGCGCCUCGCUCUGCCUCCUCAUCCUGCUCACCGUCAGCGGCAACGUGCUGGUGUGCGUCGCCGUGUGCGCCACGCGCCGCCUCCGCUGCCUCACCAAUUGCUUCAUCGUGUCGCUGGCCGUCACCGACCUGCUGCUGGGCCUGCUGGUGCUGCCCUUCUCCGCCCUGCUGCAGCUGACCGACGAGUGGCCCCUGGGGCCCGUCUUCUGCAACAUCUACAUCUCCCUGGACAUCAUGCUGUGCACCGCCUCCAUCCUGACGCUGCUGGCCAUCAGCAUGGACCGCUUCCUGGCCGUCACCAUGCCGUUGCGCUACGCCGCCCUGGUGCUGCCGGGCCGCGUGGCCGUGGCCAUGGCGUCCGUGUGGACCGUGUCCCUGGCCGUGUCCUUCCUGCCCAUCCACAUGGGGUGGAACACGCCCAACGGCACCGUGCAGAACCACCGGCCCGGCAAGUACCAGCGGGCGUGCAACUUUGAGCUGAACGGCGCGUACGCGCUCACGGACUCCCUGAUCACCUUCUUCCUGCCGCUCUUGGUCAUGUGCUGCACCUACUACCGCAUCCUGCGCAUCGCCCGCUCCCAGGCCAAGCGCAUCAUUGGCUCCCGGCCGGCGUGCGUCGUCACCAGCUACGACGCCGGAGGCAAUGGCCGCUGCACCACGACGACCGUCGCCUCCAGUGUCACCGCCGUGGCGCUGCGGGAGCACAAGGCCACGGUGACGCUGGCGGCCGUCAUCGGGGCGUUCACCGUGUGCUGGCUGCCCUACUUCAUCCUGUUCAACGUGGCGGGCGUGAAGGAGCAGGUGCUGUCGGGCACGCUGUACGAGGUGGUGCUGUGGCUGGGCUACGCCAACUCCGCCCUCAAUCCCAUCCUCUACGCGGCGCUCAACAGGGACUUCCGGUCGGCGUACGCCCGCCUGCUGGGCUGCCGCUGGCCGAAGUACCGGGAGGCGUGGAGCAGGCACCAGUGUCCGCUAGCAGCGGGGAACGAGCUUACAGAGGUGACAUUGCUGUGUGGUCACAACUCCGCCAACUGCAGCGCAGGCUUAGCCGAGGAACCACAUGCGUUGGAGGAGGUCAACAACCGCCCCAUUGACAACCAGCUCACGAAUGGUUUCACUCCAACAGACGUCAAUGGCAAUGAAAGGUCAUGAUGACGCUGAACAAGAGAGGAGGAUGUUGUGUUCACCGGCCGCCCGGCCCCCUUCUAGCAACCUUGAGGGCACAGAUAGAAACAUCCAGAACGGUGGAUUAAAGAUGUGUGCUGGACUGCAUUCUUGAUUUUUCCAAGGUACAGUUAGUGGGGGAGAAAACGAACAUCAUGUGUAUAACAUCAUGUCACAUUCAACUCUUUUGCUAGACAAAGUGAUGAAGCGAAACUCCUUGAACAAGGAUGAAUCUCACCGUUUAUAGAGACAAGCGCUGCCUAGCAACAAAAGAUGCUGCGUUAUCCAAGACUGCGGGGAAGGCUGAGUGACAGCAUGUGAGAGACUGAUACCCUGUUGGAGAUAUCCAACAGGGACCAUGCAGAGCGACGACGAGAAGACUGAUGCUGGUCGAUGUCUAAUUUAUUUUCAACUUGAAAAACUCAUUGUUAUGCUUAACUUGUUCUUGUUACUUUUUCACAAUGUGAAAGGAAAUAUAUAAAGUGUUGUUUUGAUCCGAUGGCUGUUUGCCUGUUUGUCAGCCCUCCUUUCGUCGACAUCUUUCAAACAGGAAGGAGCAGAGCUUUUCAACUCCUGCGUUUAUCUCGCAGGUACACAAGAUUAUGUUAUCCAGAUGUAUUUAAGAACUAAGUUGUGCCAAUCGUUAUCUCUUGUUCGGCCUCAAAUAUUGUCACUUUGAGGAGGACCGAUGAUUCGAAGUAGCAGUAGGGCUAGCCCCUGUUAUAUUUCAACGGGAAAACAACUUGAAGUCCACACAUACUCAGACGGCACUGCACCCAAGAGGAAGCAAGAAGAACUGCAACUCAGCAUGACGAUAUGGAUGACAGGAGCAGGUAGGGCCUAAGUAUAAAUUAAAACAGUGUUUCAAAAGGGUGUUUUGAUGUGGGGAUACUUGCUGCAGAAUGAACUGAAAAUGUAUCCAGUAUAACGAUUUUAUUAGUUUCUUAUUCAGUCAGGCAGCCAAAUAAACCUGAUGCUUUAACUCA
Messenger RNA from Gadus macrocephalus (Pacific cod), 3387 nucleotides. RefSeq names its product histamine receptor H2a (gene hrh2a). The transcript is spliced from 4 exons. The record is from RefSeq and is a predicted model, not a curated record. NCBI's taxonomy places the organism in Eukaryota, Metazoa, Chordata, Actinopteri, Gadiformes, Gadidae. Gene Ontology annotation, molecular function: G protein-coupled receptor activity. Gene Ontology annotation, biological process: adenylate cyclase-activating adrenergic receptor signaling pathway. Gene Ontology annotation, cellular component: membrane. The coding region runs from base 1193 to 2389 and encodes 398 amino acids.